CGCAACUCGUCAACCUCGAGACGAGGUGAUAUGUUGGGCACAUCGUUUCUGUGUCAUUCUCGAGCUUUUUAUCAUUUAUAAAAAAUUAUUUAAAAUAUAUAUGUAUAUAUUAAUAAAUAAUUAUACUCGUAAACGUAAUUACAAUACUUGAAAAAAAUAAAAUAAUAAUAGUUUUUAGUGUUUUAUGAUUUGAUCGUGCUUUACAAGAAACAAGAACAUUUUUCCCUUUUUUUUUCAUAAAAAUAAAUAAAGUGAAAACGACGAGACUGAAUAAUACCACACAAGUAAAAAAUAAUCAGUGAAAUAUAUAUAAAAAUUAAAGUGUUAUGGGUACUUGAUAUAGUGACUUGAUUAUUGUUUAUAAAAAAAUUUUUUAAAAAUGAAAAAAUUGAUGGAAAAGGUCACUUGACCAUCGACGUCGAGCCACGGAAUUCCCAGGGCCGUCUGCGUCUUCUUCCAAGGGCGUAACUCUACUCGACCUCGAAAAAUAAAUAAAUAAAAAAAAAAAAAAAAUUAAAUUUGAAAAUACAUAUAACUAUUGGAAAAAUAUUUUCUAUUAUUUUUCUUUUUUUUAUUUUGGCUAAUUUUAAAACACAACAGUAUAGAAUGAAAAAAAAAAGCUCUUGAAAAAAUUAAAAGAAAAAGUUUCCCACUGUUUCUCUUUUACUAUCGUAUUUGAGUUUCAUCCCUUGUAUUAUUUUUCAACAAUUUUAUAAACCCCUCUACCUUUUUAUGCGUGUUAUGCGUGUGCGCGAGUGGAUAAUAUAUAUGUGUGUAAAUUAAAGUGCCGCAGAGAGUAGAUCUAGUAAGCCACGUGAAUCGACACAACAUAAAAUAAGAAGACAUCAAGUAGCCAUCAAGUAGCUAAAUUACAAAAAAAUUAUUAAAAUGAAAAAUAUAAAAAUAAAUAAAAGAAACAUAAAAUAUAAAUUGGAGUAACAAUCAAUCAAGACAAAGUGUACUUAAGAAUAUUUAAAAAAAUAAAACAUCAACCUUAAGAAAUAACAAAAUUGUUAAUAACUUGGAGUAAAAAAUAAUAACAAAUGGAAAAUAAAUAAAUAAUAAUCAACGAGAUGAAAAGUUACCCAAUGGCAAAACAGGUGUUACAGGAGUGUGCUAGUGACCUGUUUUCAUUUUCAAUCGAUUUAGUGCCCUUCUUGGAUUAAAAAAUAAAAAAAUCUAAACCCCAAAAAGAAAUAAAUAUAAUUAAAAAAAUAAUUUAACAAAAUCAUAAUUCAUAAUUACAUUUAUGAUAAUAAUAAUAAUGCAAAAUAUUUUUAAUUUAAUUGAUGAUCCGUGAUCAUGAUUCGUCGGACGGAUGACGCGAGUGAUAUAAUAAAAAAAUCAAGUGAUAAAUUAAUUAUAAUAAUUGUCGACAAUAAGCCAAGUAUAUUGAGCUCUGUCGACAAAUUAAAUAAUGAUAAUGAUGAUGAUGAUGAUAUCGAAAAGACGAAAUUGGAUGAUAAAAAUUAUAAUAACAAUAAGUGGCGAUUAAAUAAAAUUGUAUUUAGAUUUUAUUAUUGGUCACUGGGUGGCGGAUGACUCGUUCGGGAUCACGUAUUAUUGUAGUAUUAGACUAUCAUAUAAUUAAUUUAAAAAUUUCAUAUUAUUAUUGUCAGUAUAAAUUAUUAUUAUUAUUAAUAUUAUUAUUAAUAAAACGACAGUUGGAUUGUUUGUGGUCCUUUUGUCGUUGUAUUAUUAAUCAAAUAAAUUAUUUUGAUAUUAUCAUUGUAUCGUGAUGGCGGACUUACCCGAUAUGUCGCAUCUCACCCCCGAGGAGAGGCGCAUCAUCGAGGGUGUCAUGAUGCGCCAGAAACAGGAGGAGGAACGUGAAAAUGAAAUAAUGAGACGCAAGCAGGAUGAAGUGCAAGUGCUUGAAGACACGAUACGUGCAAGAUCAGAAAAACACAAACAAGCGGGCAUUGAGCUGGAUGCAACAUGUCACAUAUGUAUGAAAACAAAGUUUGCUGAUGGUGUGGGACAUAUAUGUAAUUAUUGUGACAUAAGGUGUUGUGCACGUUGUGGUGGAAAAGUCACUCUCAGAUCAAACAAGGUGAUAUGGGUGUGUAUAUUGUGUCGAAAAAAACAGGAGUUAUUAUCGAAAACAGGACAAUGGAUGGUUAAAACUGGUCUUGGUGCUGCUGAUACAGCAAUGCUAAGACGAAUGCAAGAAGACAUGCAAUGUGGUCCAGCUGAUUUAUCACAAGAUAAAAGGCCAAAACUUGAAAGAGCACAUAGUGCUGCUGAAAAAGAAAAUUUACCAUUAUUACAAAGAAGUGGAAGUGCAUUGAGACGUCAGUAUUCACAACAAGAACAGACUCAAACAAGGAGGAUGUCAACUAGUGAUAGUGGAGUGGAAAUGUCAGUUUCACCACACUCAAGAAGUCUACCAACGCCUCAUGUUGUUGUUGGUGGAUAUCCUCAACAAACUCCAAGACAUCCAGGUGCUUUUCCCGAAGAUGAUCCAAGUUUAUAUCGAGGAGAACUUGAUGGUCUUAUGAAACAACAUGCUCAGACUUAUCAAAGAUCAAGACAAAUUUAUCAAGAACAAAAUUCGGAUAUUUCAAUGCCUUAUACACAUCCAGGAGUUGACACAUCACGUGUUCAUUCUUCUCAACAUUCUGUACAUCAAAAUCAGAGUGGUCAUCAAACGCAACAACCACCUGGUUCAGUACCUGGCUCCAUUCAUCAACAACGGAGUUUCAGUAGUAGUGAGGAAGAAAGAAGUACACCCGAGUGUCCCAGUGAUGAACAAGAUGAAUCUGAAAAGGGGAAGGGGUUCUAUCAUCAUGGGGAUGGCUCAGCAACAAUGUCUGGUAGACAUGGAUCACAUAAUGGACAUCAUAUCACUGGACCAAUGACAAUUGAAUUUAAUGGUCAUCAUCCACCACGAGAACCACGAAAAGAGGAAAGCACACUUGUGCGUAGAAGUUUUCGAAGAAGUGCCGAUGAAUGGCGUGCUGACAGUCGGAGGUUUACUGAGAGAAGGGGGAAAAAGACAGUACGUUUUGAUGGUGGAACAAAUGUCGGUGGAUCAGAGGAUGACUGGUCUUGGGAAGCUGAUCGUCAAGGUAGCCAAGAUAGUGCCACAAAAGAUUCCGGAAUUGAUACAUCAAGUACAUUCACUAGUAGUGAAGACAGCAAUCGAGGUGACUUGCCAAAGCAACCAGGCCAAAAAACUAUUGGACACAUGAUCCUGCGUAAGCAAGCUGGUUCAACUAGUAGCAGUAAUAUUCUUGGUCUAAAAGUUGUUGGUGGUAUGCUUCUUGAAGAUGGACGUACUGGUGCACUUAUUGAAAAAGUUAAAAAAGGCAGUAUUGCUGAUCGUGAUGGUCAAUUGAGACCAGGUGAUGAAGUAAUUGAAUGGAAUAGUCACUGUCUUCAAGGUAAAAGUUUCCAGGAAGUUGCUGAUAUUAUUGCUGAAUCACGUGAAGAACCACAAGUUGAAUUAAUUGUUGCAAGAAAUACAUCUGGUUCAGCAAAUACACCAAUGAUAUCCGGUGUUCCAACAACUUUAAUGCCAAUGACAUCUAGAGGUGUAACAGGCCAAAAUCAAUGGCGACAAAAACACGAACCAAUGCCAAUACCUCAGCCACCUCAUCACAAAGGUCUUAAGAAAUCUUUAAUAUGGGAAUUAUACGAUGUUAGAAGAGACAAGCCAUCGGUAUUGGUGACAUCACCAGGCUCACCGGAUCUUCAUGCACACGGAAGAAAUAGACAUUCACAAAAUUCAACAAAUAAUACAAAUGUUAAUGGCAGACUACAAAUUAAACUUAGCUAUGAUCCAGUUGGUUUUCAAUUAAUUGUUACAAUUAUUUGUGCUGCUGAAUUAACACCAAGAAAUAAUAGCCAACUAAGAAGUCCAUAUGCAAGAAUGUAUUUACUUCCAGACACAAGUGAAAAAACAAAAAGACGAACAAAAACAUUGCACAAUACAAAUGAUCCAAAAUGGAAUGAAACAUUUAUUUAUAAUGUUAGAAAAUCAGAAUUAAAGUACAAAUCGUUGGAGAUUACUGUCUGGGACAAUGUGCAAAUGUCUCGGUAUGGUACAAAUGAUUUUCUUGGCGAGGCUAUUGUCGAGCUCACCUACCUCAACGAAAAACCACAGUGGUAUUUUUUGUCGCCUCACGAUGAACGUCGUCAUAUUGGGCAAUAUCAGGAGCCGUCUGAUGACAUUGUGAUAACUCCAGUUGAUUAUCAUCUCAGUCCACCAUCAACAACAUCACGAUUAAGUGACUCGGACACAUCGGAAUACGAUAUUACUGAUUGCGACGUGUCCAGAGAACAAAGACGAACAGCAGAUGGUGCAAGUAUCAGCAGUAUUGGCAGUUCAUCCAGGUUUCAUAAUAUGCCGUUGAAUUAUAAACGCCACUAUUCCAGCCCACCGCCAGAGAGAGACCUGUGUAUGGAUAAUGAGCAUCGGAGUCGAAGGGAUAUGUCACCUCAAGGUAGAAAACGUGCAGCUUUGAUGAUAUCACGUGAUCAACCAGUGUCCAUGUCAAGUUAUCAGCCAUAUCGAAAGGAGGAGCCAGUACGAGGUAUGAUGGGUCACAGAUCCCACAGCGCUGCCCCUAUGGAUUCACCUAACUUACGUUACCGAGGCAGAUCACAAAGUCCCACUGGUCAUCGUUCACUAUCGCCACCAGAGCACAGAUCUAUCCCUUAUUCCCAUGGCUAUGUGCCAGCAAGAUUUGCAUCAAGAUCAGCAACUGCAACACCAACUGGUUCACCUAAAAAACGACAAUUACCACAAAUACCAGCAAAAUUACAUGCAGCACUUAAAGAAAGAGUUGCACAAGAUCAUGAAGAACGUGCUAGACUUAUGAAAUAUAGAAGUCGACAACUUCAUACAACUUAUAGAAGUACGGGAAUGGGCGGCUGGGAGAAACAUUACAGUGGAUUAUCAGAUUCAGAUUUACUUUCAAUUGGUCAAAAUCCACAAUCAAUGCCACAUUCACACAGAAUGCAUCGACCAAGAAGAGGAGGACAUUUGAGUCCUGAUAAAGAUGUACUUGGUGAUUUUGGUGAUUCAGAUAUGGAGAGUAUUGCAUCAGUUGCAAGUAGUGCAUUUAGUACACAAUCAGAAAGACCGAGAGGAUCAAGAGCACUCAUACCGACAGUUAAAAACAUUUUGCUAUCCAGUGUCAUUUCCUCAUUAAGCCCAACCUCUAAACGUAAUAGACGUAAACAAAAAUUUAGGGUACCUUGCAGUGAAUGUUAUGGAAAAUUAAGUUCAAGUAGUUGUUCAACCAAAAUCCAUAGAAAUCCAAUGAAAUAUAAUAAAAAAAAUACCAAUCAAAAUCCAUAUUAUCAGCCUUUAGUACGAAGCAAAUCCGCAGUUGUUAGAAGUAUGCAUAAAAAAAUGCGUAUACCUCUAACAAGAUCACAAACACUUGAUGAUAAUAUUAUGAGAUAUUACAGUAGUCCAGAUACAAGUGAAUUUAGUACAAUUGAUGAUUACACAUUAUAUCAUUCAAGUAAUAAUAAUAUACCACAAAUUCAUAUAGAAAAUAUAACAUCAAGUUUAGAUAGAAAAUCAUUUAAAAAAAAAACAAAAUAUCAUUAUGAUAAUGAUAUAUAUGAACCAAGAGCUAAAAGUUUUGAUUGUUAUGAUGUACAUUGUGACAUUGAUAUACCAAGAAGAGCUAGAAGUGUUGAAUAUGAUGCAAUAUCAAAUAUAUUUAGUGAUGAUAGUUUACGUACUGCUAGACAAAAAGUUAAAAAUAAUCUUUCAAAUAGCGGUGAAGAUUUACCAACAAUGAAUGAUCAUAGUAAAUCAUAUUAUGAUUCAUCAAAUUGUCAUGAUGAUAAUAUAUUAAAUUUAAAUAAUAAUUAUCAUGAUAAUAAUUGUUUUUAUAAUUAUAAAAAUUUAAUUGAAAUGAAAGAUGAACAAGCUAAAAACUUAGAACAACAUCUUUAUAAUUUACUUGAAAAUAAUCACAAUUAUUAUGGUUCAAAUGAUGGUGGUGAUGAUACAUUAAAUCAAUGUCAAUGUUUAUAUAAUAUUUUAGAUGUUAAUUAUGAUAAUAUUGAUAAUAAACAAAUGAAAAAUAAUAAUAUUGAUAUUGAUGAUGAUGAUAAUAAUUAUCGUAAAAAGGUAAAUAGAGAUUCAUUUCGUCGUAGAAGAGCUAAAAGUAGUGAUUCAUAUCUUGAAGAAAUGUCUCAUUAUAAUAGUGGUAUAAAUAAUAAUAACUGUGAAAGAUCAAGUAGUUAUUCUGAUCAUAUUGAAAUACAUGAUAAUAAUAAUUACAGUGAAAAUAGUAAAAGACGUAGACAUACAACUGACAGUCAGCAACAAUUAAUAAAUUUUGGUAAAAAAAAAAAAUCAAGUUUAACUGUACCAAGUUUUUAUGAAAGUAAACGUAUGAUGAUUGAACGUGCUGAAUCAACACCAAUGCUUGUACCAGAUGAACAAGAUAUUGAAAAUAGUUGGGAAUAUGCCAGAAGAAUGUCAAGAAGAAGAAGAAGAAAUAGUAGUUGUCCAGAGACACGUGAUAUUAAAAAUAUUGAUGAGGCUGAAUCAUCAACAAAUUUUUUUAUGGUUUCAGAUGAAGAUUUUGGAUCUGUUGAAACAGUUGUAUGUCAAAAUUAUCGUAAUGAAAAUAGCUCAAUAAUAAAUACAGAUAAUAAUGAAAAUAAAAAUAAUUAUAAUGAUGAUAAUAUUAAUUAUCAAUUUAAAACUGAUAGAUCAAGUUCAUAUCCAUGUACAUCAAUAUCCGAUAAUGAUGAUUAUGAAUUUAAAAAUCGUAAAACAAGUUGUCCAGAAUGUUAUGAUUUAUCAUAUAAUAAUACUAAUAAUAAUAGAUCAAUAAAUAAUGAUAAAAAAAAAAAGAUAAUUGAUUAUCAAUGUGGUAAAAGAAAUGUUGCAAUAAGUGAUACACUUGAAUAUUAUGAAUAUUCAAUGGAUAGUGAAAGUCAGUGUAGUGAUAACUGCGGAUUUGGCUUGUAUGACACAUCUAGACCCUGUAAUAAAGCACCCCACCCCGGUAAAGCUAAUUCAAAUGUCUUUGAUUCCCAAACCGCCAUUUCCAACACUGCUAAAAACCCACGGACCAACGUACACAAUGAUACAACUACCCCAACGACAACAACAACUACGACAACAACAACAACAACAUCAUCAUCAACAACAACAACUACAUGUAAACGUGACAAAAAUGACAAUGCUGAUAAUAUGGAUAAUCAUGCUGGAACAAUUGAUGCUAAACAACGAUCUGAAUCUAGUGAUUAUGCUAGUCCUGGUGGUUCAUAUGAAAAAAAUACAAGGCAUCCAGUGACAGGAAGUAAUCAUAAUGGUCAUCAAAAAAGAGGACAAUUUUCUAGAAGUCUUAGUAAUGCUGAUGUACCACCAGAUGAAAAAACUGCAGAUGGAAGUUUAAGUGAUACAGCAGUUGGUCUUCAUGUUGAAGAGGCUAAUAGAAGAGUAAGAAAAAAUUCACCUGGAAGUAAAAGUGGAAGUGGAAGUAGUAGUGGUGGUGGCAGUGCAGUUCAAUACCAGGCUGGUCUUGGAAAAAAAAGCAACAGUACAAGUCAACUAUCUGCGACAGAGUGUGGCGUGGUUGGUGUUGGUGCGGAUACAAGGACUACUGGUUUAACAAGCAGAAAAAGGAACAGCACACCAAGCAGUUUUCAACGUUCCCAGGAGGUUGUACCAACUUAUCAACGACUUGGUGCAAGUAGCAAGGCUGGUUCAGUUGCAAGUGACACCGCUGGAUCACUCAACUCAAUUUCAAGUUCAGAAGCAAGCUCUUGGUCUCCGUGCAUGAGAACGGCAGCUGAGGGUGGUCAAUUGAGUGAAUUUAUUGAUGGUCUUGGACCAGGUCAAUUGGUUGGUAGACAAGUACUUGGUGCAUCUUCACUUGGAGACAUUCAAUUAGCCCUGAAACAUACAAAAAAACAUCUUGAAGUUGAAGUUGUUAGAGCUAGAGAUCUUCAAGCUAAACCUGGCAGUAAAGUUCUUCCAGCACCUUGGGUAAAAGUUUACCUAGUUAAUGGAAAAAAAUGUAUUGCAAAAGCAAAAACAACAACAGCUAGAAAAACACUUGAGCCAUUUUAUCAACAACCACUUUCAUUUAGAGAAGAUUAUCAUGGCUGUAUAUUACAAGUGGUUGUUUGGGGUGACUAUGGUCGAUUAGAAGCAAGAAAAGUAUUUAUGGGUGUUGCACAAAUAAUGCUGGAUGAUCUUAAUUUGAGUGAAAUUGUGUUUGGCUGGUACAAGCUCUUCGGCACCACUUCUUUGUGAAAUCAAUGGAGCUCGAGUGAACGUCAGACAGACAUAAACUCGAAUGUCGUGUGUAAAAAUAAAGUGUGACAAAAAAAAAAACUAAUAUUCAAAAAAUUUUAAGUGUCAACUAUCCAAGUGAACCAAAUUAAUGUAAAAAAAAAAAAAAAACUUAAAACUUUUACAAUGAAUAAAUAAAUUAAAAUACAUAAAAGAAGAAAAUAAAAAAAAUUCGCGAGUGAAGUCGUGAUAAACUAAGAUAAAAAUUACAGAAAAAAAAUAAUAUAAAUAAAUUCAAGUAAUUGAGAAACUUUGCAGUAAUAUCUGCACAGUGGUCGUGAACCUCAUAACAUAAAUAUGAAACCUCACUUUAUUUGUAUAUAAUAAUAAUUGAGACAAGGUUUUUAAUUUUAGAAAAAAAAAAUUAAUUUAUUGAUGAAUGAGCGAGCGAAAUAAUAUGUUAAAUAAGUUUUUUAAAAAACUUCAUUAUUCUUUAAUUCAUAUUUAAAAUAAUAAUUUACAUCGUGUGCUCAUGUCAUUAAAAUUUAUUGUCGUUUAUUGUUUUAAAAAAAUGAGAAAAAUCUCUUUUUUAAUUUUAAUUUUUUAUUUAUUUAAAUUGUGUGUAAAUAAUUGUACGAGCUCGAAGAAGAAAGACUUUGCGUGAUUGCAAAAAUAAAAAAAAAUAAUUAGUCUCUUUGAAAAUAAUAAAUAAAUAAAUAAAAAGUUGGAUCAAUUAAGUAAAAUCGUUGACUCACGUACAAUUAACUGCCUGAGUAUUAGAUUUAUCAUUCUUAUUUUUAAAUAUUAUUAAAAUCAUAAUAACAUUGUUUUCCUAAGACAUCAUAUAUAGCAAGUACCAUUGAACAACUCAUGAAAUAUUGACAAAAUAAAUAAAAAAAAAAUUAAACGAAUUGUCAUAAAUGUUUGUACUUUAUUGUAUAGCUUUUAACUGUCAUAUUAAACAUAAAUAAAAAAAAAAAAAUCUAUGCUCGCACGUCGAUAAGAGAAUCAUUAUUAUAAAAUUAAUUAUUUGGAAAAUAAUAUUUUUUUUAUUGAUAAUUUCUCAAUUUUAGAAGAAACAAAAAAUAUAUAUAUAAUUAUAAAACAACGCGAUUGUGAAUGAUGGCAAAGGAAGUAUCUUAUCAUAUCUAUAAAAUGCUUAAAUUAGAAAUGAAACAAAAUAUAUUUAAAAAAAUUAUUAACAACAAAACAAGGAGGAUUUUUUACUCAUAAUAAAAUUACUGAUUGUAGAGUCGUAAAAAUCAAGAUUUCAAAAAUAUAUUAUAUAACAAUUAUUGAUUGAAAGAUUGUAAGUAUACAUAUUGUGAAAAAAAAAAAAAGACAGGAUCUAAAAAAAAAAUAAUAAUGAUUUACAAAUAAGCAGAAUUUCUAAGUAAAAAUUUUUGCAAAAUGGGCGUGGGAGAAUUAUAGUCACAGGGGGUCAAAUAAAUGAAAAUUUAAAAUUAAAAAAAAAUGAAAAACUAAUAGAAAAAAAUAAUUGACAUUGGAUAAUUAUACGAGAGACUAAUUUAAUAUUAUAAAAAAAAAUGUUCAGUCUGUAAACCGCCACAAUUGACGCGUCUCACAUUAUUCCCUGCAAAUUUUCCUUCAAAUUUUUAAUUCAUGAUGAUAUAAUAAAACUAAAAAACAAAUAAAAUUAAAUAAACAAUUGAGAUUUUGCGGCGAAUACAAUGAUGUGGACUGGUUAACGCUUGAAAUAAUAAAAUAAUAAAUAAAUAAAAAACAUAAAAUAUUGCAUAUCCUAUAAUGAGAAGUAGAACUUUGAUAUCUUGGUAGAAAAAUUAAAAAAUAACAAAAAAAUAUAAAUAAUUUAAAAAAAAAACAAAAAUGAAAUACUUUAUUAAACUUGAAAGAAAAAGAAAUUGUUUAAAUUUUUUCUUAGAUUUUUCUACGAUGGAAUGCACUUGUAUCCGUGAAGUAACGACAAAAGCAUGCUGGAGAAGAUUCGUGGAAAAAAAAAAAUUAAUAAAUUAAUUUGGAAAAAUAGAAAAAAAAAAUAAUUAACUUUGAAAUUUUAAAUACACAAAUUUCCAAAAAACAAAAAAAAUGUUCAUUAUGCACUAUCAUAUGUUGCACGUAUCAUUAAAACUGCACUUUGCUGAUAAUUAUAACGAGCAAAUGGUCACAAUGCAUGAUUAAAUUAUUAAAAAAAAAUAAAAAACACACACAAGUAAUAAUAUUCUUCGUUCUAAUAAAGGCAAAGUGUUAUUGUAAAAUGUACAAUGAAAUUUAUUAGAAAGAAAAACAUUGAAAAUUAAACUACAUUAUAAUUUGUUUUAAAAAAAAUAUCAAAAUCUUUUUGAAUGACAGAAAGACUGCCUGUUUUUAUCAUAAAAAAUAUAUUAUUUUCGAAAAAACACAAAUGGAGGGAUUAAAAAAAGAAACAUUGUAAUAUUUAAUUUAAAUAAUUUCUACCCUUGCCUUGUCGAUUUGUAAAUAGGCAUGCUCAAUUCGUAAACCCGGCGGUGAAUCAUGGAUACAUUUAAAUUAAAUUAACAGAAAGACGAGACUAAUUAAAAAAAAAACUUUAAAAAAUGGAAAUAAUAAUUAGAAAAAAUAAUUAUAUCCAACUUUGUACCUAUAAGUUAUGACAUAGUAAAACCUGGGUUAAAAUAAAAAAAAAAAAA
Messenger RNA from Aphidius gifuensis, 10869 nucleotides. It is a transcript of the gene Rim, whose product is annotated as regulating synaptic membrane exocytosis protein 2. Gene Ontology annotation, biological process: intracellular protein transport; positive regulation of synaptic transmission; regulation of membrane potential. Gene Ontology annotation, molecular function: small GTPase binding; transmembrane transporter binding. Gene Ontology annotation, cellular component: cytoskeleton of presynaptic active zone; presynaptic membrane. Lineage: Eukaryota; Metazoa; Arthropoda; Insecta; Hymenoptera; Braconidae. The transcript has 25 exons. The coding region runs from base 1739 to 8242 and encodes 2167 amino acids. The record is from RefSeq and is a predicted model, not a curated record.